UGCCCCUCCUCUCGGGACGGCCCAGAAAAGGAGCUCCCGGCAGUCCCAGACUUCAGAGGUUCAGGAUACCUUGAGAAAAUGGCCGAGUAUCUGAGGCUGCCUCACUCCCUGGCACUGAUCCGCCUCUGCAACCCUCCAGUUAACGCCAUCAGCUCAGCUGUCCUCAGCGGAAUAAGAGAGGGCCUUCAGAAAGCCUGCUCAGACUACACAAUUAAAGCCAUUGUGGUCUGUGGGGCAAAUGGCAACUUCUGCGCAGGUGCCGAUAUUCGCAUCUUCAGUUCUCCCUCCUCUGGCCUCAGGCUGGGAGAUGUGGUAGACGAAAUGCAGAGAUGCGAGAAGCCACUGGUGGCUGCUAUCCAAGGCGUGGCUCUUGGAGGGGGACUAGAGCUGGCCUUGGGCUGUCACUAUCGGAUUGCCAAUGCACAGGCUCGUGUUGGCUUUCCAGAGGUCACACUGGGAAUUCUUCCUGGUGCGAGAGGAACCCAGCUUCUUCCCAGACUUAUUGGAGUUCCCAUUGCCCUUGACUUAAUUACCUCAGGAAGACAUAUUUCAGCAGGUGAAGCCCUCAAGUUUGGCAUUCUGGAUGCAGUUGUGACGUCAGAUCCAGUUGAAGAAGCCAUCAGAUUUGCCCAGAAGAUUAUGGAUAAACCUGUAGAACCUCGCAGAAUCUUAAAUAAGUCAGUUCCAAGCUUGCCCAACAUGGACAGUAUCUUCGCAGAAGCCAUUGCCAAGGUACGAAAGCAGUUCCCUGGCCGGCUGGCUCCGGAGACCUGUGUCCGUUCAGUUCAGGCCUCUGUGAAGCACCCCUAUGAAGUGGGCAUCAGGGAAGAAGAAAAGCUGAUUAAGUAUCUUAAGGCGUCGGGGCAGGCCAGAGCCCUGCAGUACGCCUUUUUUGCUGAAAAGUCUGCAAAUAAGUGGUCAACUCCCUCUGGAGCAUCUUGGAAAACCGCGUCUGCUCAACCAGUCUCCUCAGUUGGCGUUCUUGGUUUGGGAACAAUGGGCCGGGGCAUUGCCAUCUCUUUUGCAAGGGCUGGGAUCCCUGUGGUUGCUGUGGAGUCAGACCAGAAGCAGCUAGGUGCUGCUAGGAAGAUGAUAACUGCCAUCUUGGAAAAGGAAGCAUCCAAAACGCAGCAGAGCGGCCAAGCUUCCGCGGGACCCAAACUUCGGUUCUCCUCAUUCAUAAAGGAGCUGUCAAGUGUGGAUCUGGUAGUUGAGGCCGUGUUUGAAGAUAUGAACCUGAAGAAGAAGGUCUUUGCUGAACUGUCAGCCCUGUGCAAGCCGGGAGCCUUUCUGUGUACCAAUACUUCAGCCCUGAAUGUGGAUGAGAUUGCGUCUGCCACCAACCGCCCUCACCUGGUGAUUGGCACCCACUUCUUCUCACCAGCUCAUGUCAUGAAGUUGCUAGAGGUUAUUCCGAGCCGACACUCUUCCCCCACUACCAUUGCCACUGUUAUGAGCUUAUCAAAAAAGAUUGGAAAGAUUGGGGUCGUUGUAGGUAACUGCCAUGGAUUUGUUGGGAAUCGAAUGCUGAUGCCCUAUUACAGCCAGACGUACUUCCUGUUAGAGGAUGGCAGUAAGCCAGAGGAUAUAGACGGGGUCUUAGAAGAGUUUGGUUUUAGAAUGGGACCCUUUAGAGUGUCUGACCUGGCAGGGCUAGAUGUGGGUUGGAAAAUUCGCAAGGGGCAAGGCCUUACUGGACCUUCCUUGCCACCAGGAACUCCUGUCCGUAAGCGAGGCAAUAACAGAUAUUCCCCACUUCCUGAUCUGCUCUGUGAACAUGGGCGAUUUGGUCAGAAAACAGGUAAGGGUUGGUACCAAUAUGACAAACCACUGGGUCGGAUUCAUAAACCUGAUCCCUGGCUUUCCUCAUUCCUGUCACAGUAUAGAGCAACCCAUCACAUUGAGCAGCGCUCCAUCGGCAAGGAGGAGAUCCUGGAGCGUUGCAUCUAUGCCCUUAUCAACGAGGCAUUCCGCAUCUUAGGGGAGGGGAUGGCUGCUAGCCCAGAGCACAUUGAUGUCAUCUACUUGCAUGGGUAUGGGUGGCCAAGGCACUUUGGAGGGCCCAUGUUCUAUGCUGCCUCAGUUGGCUUGCCCACAAUUCUAGAGAAAUUGCAGAAAUAUUACAAACAAAACCCUGACAUCCCCCAGCUGGAGCCCAGUGACUACCUGCGGAAGCUGGUUGCCCAGGGAAACCCCCCUCUGAAAGAAUGGCAAAGCUUGGCAGGACCCCACAUCAGUAAGCUGUGAGUUAGCCUUCUGCAUUGUGCCAUGCAUACUGGCAUCUAAUUUCAGUGUGAUUCGCUCCUAAAAUCCAAAGAGAUUGCUCUGAGAUACCAAGGAUGAUGAUAACGGUCUGCAAAAGCUCUUCUCUAUCUCUAUCUGCCUCAUGCUUUUAUUGGUGAGAUUUUAGAAAUGUGUUUUCUAUACCUCUGAAUGUACUUCUGUGAGAAAAGUCCAGUGAAUAUGUACUUACUACUCAAAGAGUUCUUCUCUUUUGACUUUUUGCCUUGUAUAACAAAAAUUUGUACAAAAUGUGGAUAGUAGGAUUAUUCAUAAUAACCCCAAAUUGACAACCCAGAUUGCCUUAGCAGAUCAACAAAAAGUGGUAUAUAUACAUGCAGUUGUCAAUUUUCAGCCAUGAGAAAUAAUUGACACAUGUUGUAACAUGAUGCUGAGUUAGGACACUGUUCUGAGUGACAGGAGGCAGGCAGGAAAGGCCACAUAUCAUUUGGAUAUGGAUGUGAAAUUAUAGAAUAUGUAGAUUUGUGGUCUGAGGCUGUUAACUGUUAGAAGCUAAAAUUACUGCUAAUGGAUGCACAAUAUCUUUGGGAGUUCAUAAAUUUUUCUGAAGUUACUCUAGUGGUGGUUCUGUAGUGCUACAAAUAUACCAAAACACAAUGAGCCAAAUGGUUCAAAUGAACCAUGUCGUGUAUAUAUUGUAUGUCUCAAUGAAGUUAAUAAAAUUAAUGGAAAUAAAGAUUUUAACUAUGUAAAA
This is a messenger RNA of Mesocricetus auratus (golden hamster), 2995 nucleotides long. RefSeq names its product enoyl-CoA hydratase and 3-hydroxyacyl CoA dehydrogenase (gene Ehhadh). The record is from RefSeq and is a predicted model, not a curated record. Gene Ontology annotation, biological process: fatty acid beta-oxidation. Gene Ontology annotation, molecular function: NAD+ binding; (3S)-3-hydroxyacyl-CoA dehydrogenase (NAD+) activity. Lineage: Eukaryota; Metazoa; Chordata; Mammalia; Rodentia; Cricetidae. Bases 79 to 2247 code for a protein of 722 amino acids. Gene Ontology annotation, cellular component: peroxisome. The transcript has 7 exons.